AUGCGUGUGCGCCGUGUUGUGUUUGUCGUCGCGACGACUUUCGUCGCCUGUACUGGAGUCGUCACGGAUGCGAGCCAUGCGGACGUUUUGGGCGUACCAGCGGCAGAGUCCAGCCAGAAGACCGGUCCAGCUCCGAGGAACGACGGUGCUCAACGAUCCCUUCGUCACGUCGAGUCCAACGAGGCAACUGCAGGCGAAGACCGAGGUGGUGGUGGUGGUGACAACCCUGAGCUCAUGGCUGAAAGCAUUGCCAGACUUUUGCCUCGGAUCGCUAGCAAAAAAGUGGGAAUGCCGCCUAAGCCACCGUCACCCAUUUCUACCGUCGGCAAAGCCCGGGAUGCCGUGAAAACUACGCCAGCAGCGGCAAGCGAAGGCACCGCAGUGUGGGACGACAAGUUCAUACAGAAUGCACAAAACUUUCACCUGGACGAGCUGAAGGCUAGAAAACGGCCCGUCGAGAAGGCCUCUUAG
Molecule: messenger RNA, 471 nt
Organism: Hyaloperonospora brassicae
Lineage: Eukaryota; Oomycota; Peronosporomycetes; Peronosporales; Peronosporaceae
Source: the annotation of a GenBank genome assembly